GCGAGGCGAGGCGAGGCUGCCGCCGGCCAUGCCAGUGCUCGCUCCCGAUGCUGAGUCAGAAACAGGUAUCCCGAAAUCCCCCUCUGAGGCACGGCGCUCGGAGGCCAUGGAGGAGCUAGAGCACACCUGCCCCCAGCCACGCCUGACCCUGACAGCACCUGCUCCAUUUGCAGAUGAAACAAGCUGUCAGUGCCAAGCCCCCCAUGAGAAGCUAACCAUUGCACAAGCCCGCCUGGGAACACCAGCUGACAGACCUGUCAGAGUGUAUGCAGAUGGGAUAUUUGACCUCUUCCACUCUGGCCACGCUAGAGCUCUUAUGCAAGCCAAAACUCUUUUCCCAAAUAGCUACUUAUUAGUAGGAGUUUGCAGUGAUGAUUUAACACAUAAAUUCAAAGGCUUCACUGUGAUGAAUGAAACGGAGCGAUACGAAGCCCUCAGACACUGUCGUUAUGUGGAUGAGGUCAUCAGAGAUGCACCCUGGACACUGACACCUGAAUUCCUUGAGAAACAUAAGAUUGACUUUGUAGCCCAUGAUGACAUCCCGUACUCCUCUGCUGGCUCAGAUGAUGUAUACAAACACAUCAAGGAGGCAGGAAUGUUUGUACCAACUCAGAGAACUGAAGGCAUCUCCACAUCAGACAUCAUCACCAGGAUCGUCCGGGACUACGACGUGUACGCCCGGCGCAACCUCCAGCGAGGAUACACAGCCAAGCAGCUGAAUGUCAGCUUCAUAAAUGAGAAGAAAUAUCGCUUUCAAAACCAGGUGGACAAGAUGAAAGAAAAAGUCAAGAAUGUGGAAGAAAAAUCAAAAGAAUUUGUUUACAAGGUGGAAGAGAAGAGCCAUGACCUCAUUCAGAAAUGGGAAGAGAAGUCCAGGGAAUUUAUUGGCAACUUUUUAGAGCUAUUUGGACCCGACGGAGCGUGGAAGCAGAUGUUCCAGGAGCGCAGCGGCAGGAUGCUGCAGGCCUUCUCUCCCCGCGAGAGCCCCAACAGCAGCCCUACGCGAGGCCGUUCUCCGUCCCGCUCUCCAUCCCCACCCUGGGUCUUCAACAAAGCCUCCCCUCCUUCCUCUCCAAAAGCUGCCUCUGCCUCCCUCAGCAGCAUGAGCGAGGGAGAUGAGGAUGAAAAGUAGAAGCAAAGGUCUAUUUUUUUAACC
This is a messenger RNA of Dryobates pubescens (Downy woodpecker), 1156 nucleotides long. It is a transcript of the gene PCYT1B, whose product is annotated as phosphate cytidylyltransferase 1B, choline. Lineage: Eukaryota; Metazoa; Chordata; Aves; Piciformes; Picidae. The transcript has 8 exons. Gene Ontology annotation, molecular function: phosphatidylcholine binding; choline-phosphate cytidylyltransferase activity. The record is from RefSeq and is a predicted model, not a curated record. Gene Ontology annotation, biological process: CDP-choline pathway. Bases 29 to 1132 code for a protein of 367 amino acids.